Moneuplotes crassus is the source of this 1505-nucleotide messenger RNA. NCBI's taxonomy places the organism in Eukaryota, Ciliophora, Spirotrichea, Euplotida, Euplotidae. The record is from the annotation of a GenBank genome assembly.
UCACUUGAAUCCAGCUCAGAUAUCGCAAAUAUAUAAUGUUUUACUAUGGACUCACCAACCUGACAGUUCUCUACUUCACGUAUUCUUUCCUCGGCUGGCUCUGGGGCACUCUCUUUCUGAUCCUGCUUGUCAAAGUAGGCGAUAAGAUUCUCCUCAGUUGUGGGUAUUUGAGACUGAACUACGGAGACAUCUGCAUGAGCAUCGAGAAACCAGGAAUCAAUCACAACAUUUCAGGAUAUGCGAUUCUGGACAAAGAAAAUUACUCCGACUUCAACAAGUUCAUCUUUGAGAGAGGAGUCAAGAAAGUCUUCAAGCUCAGGUCCAUCUUCGUGAAGAAGCUGGGCAUUCUACUUUGGCAAGACCAGGGGCCUCAAGCAGGCAGAGACCAAAUCAAGUUAUGCACCGAAGAAAUCCAUGAUGAAGAUAGUCUCUGACACUUUGCAGAGAAGAUUUGUAACCUCAAGAUGGACUACUCAAAGCCACUUUGGGAGUUCCACUUCAUCGAGAACUACUCUGAGACCCAGUCAGCCAUGGUCAUGAGGAUGCACCACACUUGAGCUGACGGUGGUGGCAUCGUUGGACUCUUCUCUGCAAUGAACGAUCCUGACAAGCGACUCAAGAUCAGCAAAGAGUUUCCAAAGAUUGGCUUUGUACAAGACUUGGUGUUGACAUUCAUUUGACCAAUAUACAGUGUGUAUUUACUGGCUAAGAAAGCACUCUUCCAUUCAGACAAAGAAGCUUCCAAAAUCAACGAGCUCAAGAACAACGACAGUCAUUAUGUGAAGUUCUACUCAAGCAAACAAUCUUUCGAGUUCACAGAUGUAAAGAAGUGUUACAAAAGGUUCGAUGGAAACCCCAAGUUCAAUGACUAUCUCAUGGGGACCCUCUCAGUCAGUCUCAAGAAGUGGUAUGACAAGUAUGGUCACGCUGACGCCCACAAGAUCAAACUGGUAAACUCAGUGAACAUGAGGAACCUGCCGAAAGAUAUCUCAGAAAUCACUCUAUACAACGAGAGUAUCGGUGUCCAGUUCGAACUCCCGAUCAAGCAUGAGUUCGAAGCAGCGAUGAACGAAGCCAAGACCAACUUUCACAAGGACCUGGGCCUCUUCGAGAUCAUCUGACUGCGGAAGAUCUCAGAUACAUUUCCGUUCUUGCCAGAAGUGGUGUUGAAGUUCUUCAUGAAUGAGUUUUACAAUGGAGUCGACUUCAUGUUUACAAAUUUACCGAUGUCUUCAGAGCCGUGCUACAUUGCCAACCGAGAAGUCACGAAGAUCGGAGUAUUUCCGAAAAUGCACAACUCAGUGAACUUCUUCUUCAUUGCUUCUACAUACGAGAACAGGCUGUAUCUGAGCGCUUGAGCGAACGGAAGCUUGAAAAUGGACCCUCAGCUACUUCUAGACUACGCAAGUGAGUACAUCAGCGAAGACAUCAGAAUUUCACAAAAGUAAUCAUACACCACUAACAGAGCAACGUGAAUCAAAUUCAUCAAUAAUUUCAUUAGAUUC